ACGAGCUUAGUCUCAGCAACGUAUUUAUAUAUCGUAGCAUUGUAGCUCCGCAGCACAAUACAGCGUUCAGUAUGAUAAAGUUGUUGUUUGUGUUUACUUCAGCAGUAUGUCUGGACUUCUUCAUACUGUAUUUUCUGGGUCUGGUGGGGAGGCGCUGGGGGUCUCUGGAGGUGGUGGAGAGAGUGAGCGGAGGAGAGACAGAGCUGCUGCUGAGACAGUGGCUGGAGUCAGGGCUGAGAUGGGCUCUGCUGAGCGGAGGAGCAGCGCUGCUCUGGAAGCAACAGCAGCAGGAGGAGGAGAGAGGGCCGCUGGUGAGGAGGUGGAUUUUAGCGCACUGUUUCAUCGCUCCGGUUUAUGAAACCGGCCGCUUAACUCUGUUCGGGAACUUUCCGCUGGAGAAGCUCGACACGUGGCUGGUCGGGAGCGCCGCCGCUGCGCUGGGAUGCUUGUUCUGGGAAACUCUUCUGCCCGACUCGAGCGGAGGAAGUACCGGAGGAGGACAGCAGAAGCAGAAGGCUCGAGUUCUCUUCAUGAGGGUCAUCCGCUUCUACAGACCCGACUAUCUGCUUAUGAUCGGGGCUUUUGUGUUUCUCACGCUGGCCGUCCUCUGUGAGAUGUUCAUCCCACUGUACACAGGAAAGCUGAUUGAUAUCCUGCGAGUUGAGCAACACUGGGAUGAUUUCCGAUCAGCAGUAAUAUUAAUGGCAGUGUUUUCUAUUGGAAGCUCCUUCAGUGCAGGCUGUCGAGGAGGUCUUUUCAUGUGUGCUAUUGGGAGCUUCAUUUGCAGAGUGAAGCUGCAGCUCUUCGGCUCCCUGGUCAGGCAAGAAAUUGGCUUCUUUGAGAGAACAAAGACAGGUGACAUCACAUCAAGAUUAUCUACAGACACCACCCUGAUGGCUCGAGCUGUUGCCCUAAAUGUAAAUGUGCUAUUGCGGACCCUGAUUAAAACCCUGGGAAUGCUGUACCUGAUGUUCAGCCUCUCCUGGAAGCUCACAUUACUGAUGCUGAUGGAGACACCUUUAACUGGGCUUUUACAGAACAUCUAUGACACACACUAUCAGAGACUCUCCAAGGAGGUGCAGGACUCUGUCGCAAGUUCUAAUGAUGCUGCAGGAGAGGCAGUGUCAGGCAUCAGAACAGUGAAGAGCUUUAACUCAGAACCAAGUGAGCUGCAUCGUUAUAAUAACCGUUUGAUGGACACCCAUAAUCUAAAAACUCGGCGGGGCACUGUCAGGGCCGUGUACCUGCUGGUAAGACGGCUGAUAGGGUUGGGAGUGAAUGUGGCUAUGCUACAUUAUGGCAGACUGUUUAUCCAGCAUGGACAGAUGACCACAGGGAGUCUGGUCUCAUUCAUCCUCUACCAGUCAAACCUGGGGCGCAACAUUAGGACCCUGAUAUAUAUAUUUGGAGAUAUGCUGAACUGUGUGGGUGCAGCAGGCAAGGUUUUUGAGUACCUGGACCGCAAACCUGAAGUGAGCACUGAUGGGACUCUACAGCCAGAAAAGCUGGAAGGGCAUGUCUGCUUUCAGGAGCUCACAUUCUCCUAUCCAACACGGACAGACCACAACGUUCUGGAGGACUUUACUCUGGAACUAAAGCCAGGUCAGACGACUGCUCUGGUAGGGAUUUCUGGUGGAGGGAAGAGUACCUGUGUGAGUUUACUGCAGAGGUUCUACCAGCCUCACCAUGGACAGAUCCUACUAGAUGGACAGCCUCUACAGAACUACCAGCAUAAGUACCUGCAUAGCAAGGUUGUUGCUGUGGGCCAGGAGCCUGUUCUCUUUUCCGGUACAGUACGUGAGAAUAUUGCGUAUGGCCUACCUGACUGCUCGCUGGAGAGAGUUCAGGACGCAGCCCGUAAAGCCAAUGCCCAUGAAUUCAUCUGUGAAUUAAAUAAAGGUUAUAACACAGAUGUUGGUGAGCGAGGAAACCUUCUUGGUAGCAGCCAGAAGCAGCGCAUUGCCAUCGCCAGAGCUCUGAUUAGGCAACCGCAGGUUAUCUUACUGGAUGAGAUCACCAGCUUUCUGGAUGCAGAAAGUGAACAAAUGGUUCAAAAAGCUCUGGCCAACUGCUCCAACCACACGUUACUGGUGAUUGCUCAUAGACUGAAGACCAUCGAGAGGGCAGACCAGAUCAUUGUGAUUGAUCAGGGAAAAGUGCUGGAGCAAGGCACUCACCAGGAACUCAUGGAGAAGAAGGGACAUUACUAUAAACUGAAAGAGAAACUGUUUGCUGAUGAUAGUACUCACGCUCAAGACAAAACUCGGAAUUUUUUGCAGCAUUUAGCCUGCAGCGUUUCCUCAGCUGGGUUCAGUAUGAUAAAGUUGUUGUUUGUGUUUAUUUCAGCAGUAUGUCUGGACUUCUUCAUACUGUAUGUUCUGGGUCUGGUGGGGAGGCGCUGGGGGUCUCUGGAGGUGGUGGAGAGAGUGAGCGGAGGAGAGACAGAGCUGCUGCUGAGACAGUGGCUGGAGUCAGGGCUGAGAUGGGCUCUGCUGAGCGGAGGAGCAGCGCUGCUCUGGAAGCAGCAGCAGCAGGAGGAGGAGAGAGGGCCGCUGGUGAGGAGGUGGAUUUUAGCGCACUGUUUCAUCGCUCCGGUUUAUGAAACCGGCCGCUUAACUCUGUUCGGGAACUUUCCGCUGGAGAAGCUCGACACGUGGCUGGUCGGGAGCGCCGCCGCUGCGCUGGGAUGCUUGUUCUGGGAAACUCUUCUGCCCGACUCGAGCGGAGGAAGUACCGGAGGAGGACAGCAGAAGCAGAAGGCUCGAGUUCUCUUCAUGAGGGUCAUCCGCUUCUACAGACCCGACUAUCUGCUUAUGAUCGGGGCUUUUGUGUUUCUCACGCUGGCCGUCCUCUGUGAGAUGUUCAUCCCGCUGUACACAGGAAAGCUGAUUGAUAUCCUGCAGACUGAACACCACUGGGGUGAUUUCCGCUCAGCAAUAAUAUUCAUGACGGUGUUUUCUUUCGGAAGCUCUUUCAGUGCAGGCUGCAGAGGAGGUCUCUUCAUGUGUGCUAUUGGGAGCUUCAUCAGCAGAAUGAAGCUGAAGCUCUUCGGCUCCCUGGUCAGACAAGAAAUUGGCUUCUUUGAGUCCACAAAGACAGGUGACAUCACAAGCAGAUUAUCCACAGACACCACCCUGAUGGCUCGAGCUGUAGCUCUAAAUGUAAAUGUGCUUCUGCGGACCUUUAUUAAAACCAUGGGGAUGCUGUACCUGAUGUUCAGCCUCUCCUGGAAGCUCACAUUACUGAUUCUGAUGGAGACACCUUUGACCGGCCUGUUACAGAACAUCUAUGACACACAUUAUCAGAGACUUUCAAAGGAGGUUCAGGACUCCAUUGGAAGAGCCAAUGAUGCUGCAGGAGAGAGUGUAUCAGGAAUUAGAACAGUAAGGAGCUUUAACUCGGAGCAGAAUGAGUUGCGUCGAUAUGAUGGCAGGCUAAUGGACACCCAUAAUCUGAAGACUCAACGGGACACAGUCAGGGCAGUGUACCUGCUGGUGAGACGGCUGAUAGAGUUGGGAGUGAAGGUGACUAUGCUACACUAUGCGAGGCUCUUUAUCCAGUAUGGACAGAUGACCACAGGUAGUCUGGUUUCAUUCAUCCUGUACCAGUCAGACCUUGGGGACAACAUUAGGACUCUGAUUUACAUAUUUGGAGACAUGCUGAACUGUGUGGGUGCAGCAGGGAAGGUUUUUGAGUACCUGGACCGCAAGCCUGAAGUGAGCACUGAUGGGAAUCUACAGCCAGAGAAGCUAGAAGGGCAUGUCUGCUUUCAGGAGCUCACAUUCUCCUAUCCAACACGGACAGACCACAAUGUUCUGGAGGACUUUUCUCUGGAGCUGAAGCCAGGUCAGACGACUGCUCUGGUAGGGAUUUCUGGUGGAGGGAAGAGUACCUGUGUGAGUUUACUGCAGAGGUUCUACCAGCCUCAGCAUGGACAGAUCUUACUAGAUGGACAGCCUCUACAGGAUUACCAGCAUAAGUACCUGCAUAGCAAGGUUGUUGCUGUGGGCCAGGAGCCUGUACUGUUUUCUGGUACAGUACGUGACAAUAUUGCCUAUGGACUAUCUGGCUGCUCACAGAAGAGCAUUGAGGAGGCAGCCCGUAAAGCCAAUGCCCAUGAAUUCAUCUGUCAGCUCCAGAAUAAAUAUGACACAGAUGUUGGUGAGCGAGGAAACCUUCUUGGUAGCAGCCAGAAGCAGCGCAUUGCCAUCGCCAGAGCUCUGAUUAGACAACCGCAGGUUAUCUUACUGGAUGAGAUCACCAGCUUUCUGGAUGCAGAAAGUGAACAAGCGGUUCAAGAAGCUCUGGCCAACUGCUCCAACCAGACCUUACUGGUGAUUGCUCAUAGACUGAAGACCAUCGAGAGGGCAGACCAGAUCAUUGUGAUUGAUCAGGGAAAAGUGCUGGAGCAAGGCACUCACCAGGAACUCAUGGAGAAGAAGGGACAUUACUAUAAACUGAAAGAGAAACUGUUUGCUGAAGAUAAUACUAAACUUCAAAAUUAGGAAACAUUGAAACAAAUAAGGCAUUGAAAUCUUACCAGUCCAUAAUACAAUCAUAAUAACACAUAUCUACAGAGUGAGUCAAAGGUUGCAGGACAUCCUUUUAUUUCAGAAAUGGAAUAUGGCAUUUUCCCUUUCCCUUUGCUUUAUUUCCCUUUCGGUUUUAAGCAUCUUGAAAAUUUGAACAGCGCUCAAUCUGAACAGUGUUUUAUUUGCUGAGAAAAGCACUAAUAUGACAAUAAUUCCAAAUAAUAUUUAUUUUUAAAAGUGAUACGUCAUUUUCUGUGCUUUUUGGAAAAUGUACAAAUUUAUAGAAUUUUAGCACUGUCACAAAAGAGUUGAGGUGAAACAUGGCUUUGUUAGCAUUUUUGUUCAAAGUACCAGAUACACUUCAACUAAAGCUUUCAUUUCUACAUUUUACUUAGCGUACACAGAAUUUUCCUGUGUACCAUCAUAACCAAUCUGAAUCUUUAUUUCAGCAUCAGGUAGGAAAACAUAGUAAAAUCCAGUGAUAGAAUGCCCCAAAUCUCUGUUUCAUCUCGAGGUGGGACAACAGAAACACAAACUCACUGAGAGUACCAAUCAGAAUCAUUCUGUUUUUGAAGGGGUGAGAGGUCAAAAACAAUAAAAUCAGCUUUCUGGGCUAAAAUACAGUAAAAUGGUGACUAUUAUCCCAAAAUGCAAACGUAAAGCGAGAAUUUUCUUAUACUUGGAAAAUAUGAUCUCUUCAUGGCCUAGAUUAUCUACUAAAUGUCCCUUUGCCUUAAGGUUGAACAUUUAAUGCCUUCUAAGAUGUUAUUCUGCUUGCGAGAAUUGGUGAAGUGUGGUUAUCGAGUCUGAGUUACUGUAGCCUUUCUGUCAGCUUGAACAAGUAUGACCAUCCAGUGUUGACAUCGCUCAUCAACAAGCGCUCAUCCUUGAUGUUUACUGGAUGUAUUUUUUUUCUUUUAACACCAUUAAUUCUAGAGACUGUUGUGCUAAUAAUGCAGGAAAUCAGCAGCUCUGUAAAUACUAAAUUAAAUGGUUGAUGUGAAUAUUAUUUCAAGCUGCUGGCCUAAAACUGCAUGAUUGUAUGUAUUGUAAUGCUGUUAGACGAUUGAUUGAUUAAAUCACUGUUUGAAUAAAAUGUUAAAUUUGUGAAAAUGAUCAAAUAUAAUUUCAACCGGUUGCCAUACAUCAGCAGUUUUGGGAAAAGUGUUUAAUGUUGUAGCAUAAAAAAAAUGUUAGCUCAUUUUAGGGUUUAUUGACUUAUUUUAUGUAGAGUUGCCCAGACACAGGAGGUGGUUCAGUUUAACUAUUGACUAUUUUUACCCCACUCUUCCCUAUUUUUGCUAAAUAAAUUAAGUGUAAUUCAAAUUAAAGAUGAUAUACAAAUGAUGCCAUUCAGGUUUUAUCUACAUAUAUGUACAAAGUGAUGCCAGUGCCAAAAAUGUGUAGCCACUUCUAAAGCAAAAUACUUUUAAUGUCCCUUGUUAAAACUAAAUACAGUAAUUAUAUGCCUCUGGAUAGUUUUCUACUGUGUAAACAUACUUGUCCAAAUUUUUUAAAUUUCAAAUUUUCCCCAAAUUUUUCUCUCUAAACACCAUGAGUGCGUUGAGUGGACAACUUAAGUGUGUCUGUGUUGUAUUCGUUGUGCACAGUUUAUCACAUGCCAGCAGUGGCCUAUUGUUUUGUAUUCCAUGUGAUAGUUCAGGAACACCCACAUUGCCAGACCUGUUUGUCUGCACCUGGCAGCUUUGUCAUGGUGUGGUCGGCCAUUUUGUGGCUGUUUUGGCAACGGCAUACUGGUUGAGAGAAACAAAAGCUGAAACAGGUUGGUGUAGGAAUCCAAAAUGGAUGAUUACAAUAAUGAUUCUUUUAUAGUGGUGUUAUUGUAUUGCAUUUAAUAAUUUUUACAAUUUCAUAUCAUCUGAUGCCAUUGUCAUUUUCAUAUUUGCUCAAUUUUCUAUGACAUAUUUAUUUUAUUCUAACAUAAAAAUAUAUAUCCUUAUGUUCAAAGUUUGCUUAUUCCAAAUUCAGAAAACAAAUAGGUGUGGAUAUUAUGGUUUCGUUUGUAUAUAUAAUGGCUCCAGUUUGCAGUAUGCAUGCCUAGUUUUUUUUCCCUGUUUAAAAUUAUGAAAUGAUUAAUA
Molecule: messenger RNA, 6631 nt
Organism: Astyanax mexicanus (Mexican tetra)
Lineage: Eukaryota; Metazoa; Chordata; Actinopteri; Characiformes; Acestrorhamphidae
Gene: tap2a
Product: transporter associated with antigen processing, subunit type a
Exons: 22
Coding region: 72-4505 (1477 amino acids)
Biological process (GO): transmembrane transport
Cellular component (GO): membrane
Molecular function (GO): ABC-type oligopeptide transporter activity; ATP hydrolysis activity; ATP binding
Source: RefSeq, a predicted model, not a curated record